Molecule: messenger RNA, 3107 nt
Organism: Hydra vulgaris (swiftwater hydra)
Lineage: Eukaryota; Metazoa; Cnidaria; Hydrozoa; Anthoathecata; Hydridae
Product: probable RNA-binding protein 19
Molecular function (GO): mRNA binding
Source: RefSeq, a predicted model, not a curated record
UGCAGUCGCAUGUGGUAUACAAAGCACGAGUUUCGUAAACAACUUGUAUUUCAAUAUUUUCUCUUGUUACAUAAAUAAAUUUAAGAUUUAUAUUUAGAGGGCCAAGAACGUUGAUCCUGGACUUAAACUUUAAUCAAUUAACCAUUUUGAACCUUUUAAAAAUCAAAAACUCUGUGUUACUAGAGUUGACGGCAAGCAAUUUAAAACGGCCAAUUUUUCAAAACUUGACGGUUAUUUGAUAUGCAAUAAAAAAAAGCACGUUUAAUAUAAAAAAAAUCAACAUACUAAUAAUAUCUAUAAUAAGGUAAAACCAACAUGUCAAGAUUAAUCGUUAAAAAUCUUCCUAAAGAUGUUAAAAAAGAAAGUGUUAAGGAAUUAUUUGAGAGUCAAGGUGGUGAAAUAACUGAUCUAAAACUAUGUUUUACAAAAGAGGGAAUAUUUAGAAAAUUUGCUUUUGUUGGAUACAAAACAGAUACAGAAGCAUUAGCUGCUCUGAAAUUUUUAAACAAUACUUUUAUGGGUACGAGUAAAAUUCAUUUGGAGAUAUGCAAAGAUUUAGGCGAUCCAUCAGUUCCUCGUCCUUGGAGUAAGUAUUCUAAAGGCAGCUCUUCUUUUUCUAGAAAAGCACAUGAAAUUGAAGAAAGAAAAAAUUAUAUAAAAGAACUACAAUUUGGAAAAAGUAAUGAUUCAAAAAUAAAAAAAGAAUUAAAAGAAAAAUCAAAAAAUGAAUUUAAGGAUUUGGAAAAUAAUAGUGAGUUUGAAGACUUUGUAGGAGUACAUUUAAACAAAGGCAUAAAACAGUCCUGGACAAACGACAGUAUAAAUUAUAUUAAAACCAAAACUGAAAAGAUUUCAAAAAGAAAGAAAGAAAAGAGUGAUGUCAAAGAAAAUAUUAAUGUAAAAUUUAAUGAUGAGGACAAUGAAACAGAAGCUGAAAAACUCAAUGAGGAGUGGAACAAAAAAGAAGCUGUUACAAGUUGUAAAGUAGAAACUGCUUGCAUUAUUGAACAAAACAAUAAAAAUGAAAAUGUUGCAAAAAUCAAGGAUCAAACUUCUGAUUUAGAAUGGCUAAAGUUAAAAACCUUGCAGUCUAAAGGAGAAUCAACUGAGUCUGAUGAAAAAACUGAAGAAGCAGCCGAUCGAGAUUUAAAUUCUGAUGAUAAAGAAAAUUCAAAUGAUUUGCAAGAAAAUGGAAUGAAAAAAUCUUUUGAUCAAGAUAUCAAGUCUAUGACUGUUAAAAUGAGAGGAAUUCCAUUCAAGUGCUCGGAAAAAGAAGUCAUUGAAUUUUUUAAACCACUUAUUAUUGAUGAUAUACGAUUUCCUAAAAAUAAAGAUGGAAAAUCCAGUGGGUAUGCUUUUGUUGAUUUUAAAACUAUUGAAGAUGUUAAAAGUGCAUUAAAAAAAGACAAACAAAAGAUUCAGGGAAGAUACAUAGAAUUGUUUCCAGUAAACGAUCUAGAAAAUUUAAAACAGAAUGAUUUUAAUAAAAAGUGGACUCAAAAGGGAGAUGAGGCAGAUGAAGAUAUAUCAGACACAGGAAGGUUAUUUGUUCGUAACUUAUCAUAUACUUGCACAGAAGAUAGUUUAACAAACUUGUUCUCUCAGUUUGGACCAUUAGUAGAAAUAAAUCUUCCAAUUGAUAAAAACUCAAACAAAACAACAGGCUUUGCUUUUGUGACUUUUAUGAUGGCAGACCAUGCAAUUAAAGCAAUGUCUAAAUUAGAUGGAUCAAUCUUUGAAGGUCGCAUAUUGCAUAUACUUCCUGGAAAAUCUAAAAAAGUCAAAGAAGAAGAUAACACUCAAUCAUCAUCAUAUAAAGUAAAGCAAGAGGCCAAAAAAAAAUUGCAAACUCAUAAUUGGAACGCACUUUUUCUUGGGCAAAAUGCAGUUGUUGAUGUUAUGGCAAAUAGACUUAACAAAAGUAAACAUGAUAUUCUUGAUACAGAAUCAUCUUCUAGUUUAGCAGUACGAAUGGCGCUUGGUGAAACUGAACUUGUAUCAGAGACAAGAGAGUUUCUUGAGUCAGAGGGGGUUAAACUCGACUGUUUUGGUCAGGCAAAUUCCUUGCGAAGCAAAACUGUGAUUUUGGUGAAAAAUUUACCUCCACAAACUCUAACCAGUGAACUAAGGGAAAUAUUUUCUAAAUAUGGUGAUCUUGGACGUCUACUAAUGCCCCCAUUUGGGAUAACAGCCAUUGUUGAGUUUAUCCAAUCUAAAGAUGCAAAAAAUGCAUUUAAUAAUUUAGCCUAUUCAAAGUUUAAACACACACCCCUUUAUUUGGAAUGGGCACCUUUAGAUGUAUUGUCAGGAGAGGUUAAAAAAGUAGUUGAAAAAAAGGUUGAAGAUGUGGAAUCUGAAGAUGAAAUCAAUGAUGCACAAGCUGUUCUUUUUGUUAAAAAUUUGAAUUUUAAUACUGUUGAAGAGAGAUUUAAAGAGUUUUUUUCAAGUUGUGGAGAAAUAAAAACUGUAACAAUUGCUAAAAAGCAAGAUCCAAAAAAUCCUUCAGCUAUGUUAUCAAUGGGAUAUGGUUUUAUUGAAUACAAGAAAAUAGAAAGUGUUGAAAAAGCUUUAAAGCUACUUCAGCAUUGUGAACUGGAUGGUCAUAAACUUGAGCUGAAAAAGUCUCAUAGAGAAUCAAUUUUGCCUAAAGUAUCAAGAAAGCGUGCUAAUGAGAAAAAUCAAGUUAGCAGUAAAAUGGUGGUUCGCAAUAUACCAUUUGAAGCCACUGUCAAGGAACUUCAAGAAUUAUUUAGUACGUUUGGUCACAUAAAGUCUUUGCGAUUACCAAAGAAAAUAACUGGUACUCAUCGUGGAUUUGCUUUUAUAGAUUUCACUACUAAACAAGAUGCUAAACGAGCAUUUAAAGCUCUUUGUCAAAGUACCCAUCUUUAUGGUCGUCGUUUAGUUCUUGAAUGGGCUGAUGACGAUGAUAGUGUUGAUUUAUUAAGGAAGAAGACAGCUGAACUUUAUCACGAAUCUUCAGAGCCGUCUGCAAAAAAGUCUAAAAUGAACUUGCAGAGCGCACUUGAAAAGACAAAGAUUUCAUCAGAUAGUUUGUAAUAAAAUGUACUUACUUAUGUAAAGAAAUCUUAUAGUCAUUUAUUUAA